CUGAUAUCUAGGUGCAAAAGAGGCUGAUGAACCAGCAGGUUGUGCCAUUCAAAUGUUCAGAUGUAAUCACAAAGUAGUGUUUUACAUAUACUGUGUUGAAUGUGCUCCUGCAACCCCCUGCGGGGAUUCUCAGCUUCUCAACCGUUCUGUUCCUGAUGGACCACAGCAUUCUAAAUGGCGUCAGAAAAGGCAACAAGGCUUCAAGGCCCUGCGGUCGCGGAACCAGCUUCUUCGAUUUUGGCUGCCCAUCUUGCGCCUCACCUGUCUCCUAGCCCAAAUCAGAGACAUGCGAUCAGCCGAGAAACUUUCUCCCAGCUACGUCAGGAAAUUUUGGGCCAAGAUGAAGGGAGCCAAUUUAAUCUGGAAGACAAUAUCACCGACGUACAUAACUUGAUAUGCGUCGUGGUAAAAGCUGGCCUACAGCCGUCUUUUAGAUCUCGGGUUUUGGGAGAAGAAUUGGAGGGACAGAUCUUAGAUUGUCUUGAUAUUAUACGAUUGGCAGUGCGCAGAUGUCCCCAGGUCCUGCACGAAAUAUCCGACCCUGAAAUCCUUGGGAAGAAAGAUAUUCAUGCGCCUCUGUUUGCCUGGCUUAUUCAUGAGCUGUUUUCUCUCCUCUUCAUAUGGGGCCAGUGCUCUAUAAAAGACAAGAUUUAUAGCCUCCUAUCAACUAUUUAUGUUUCCCAAUUCAAAGGGCCCCAACUAUGGCAUUCAUCUCGGUCAGUGCAUACACUGAUCCAAGCUUGUAUUGGUGAUGUACUAUAUUCACUGGAAGCCGUUGGUGCUUCAGAGGUCGGGUGUAACGCCCCGUUGUAUUUCCCCGGACCCUCACGUAUCUUGUCGACUUGCCUGGACAAGUUGUCUCUCCCGCGCUCGAUGUUUACCAGAAGGGUCAAGUUAGGAACCCCGGGAGACGCCAUUAAGCUUUGCCUUCAACUACUCGAGGCGGUAGCCUGCCCUCCGUUCCAUAUUACUCUGCCAGCAUCUGGCAUAGCCAAUCUUCGCCGGGUUCUUACUUGGGUGCUUUACUGUCAACAAAAGUUAUGGGCCGUUAUGCUCGAAUGGCUGCAAGUCUCAACGACCACACAAGUAGAAGAACAGUUGGGGAGCCUUCUUGACUUUGUCACGCUCUCGCGCAAGUUAUACUCGCACUCGUUGAAAGUGUCACAAGGGUUAUGUCUAGACCAACAGGCGAGGCAAAUAUGGUUGCAGUGUGGAAUCGAUUUGCUGAACUCCACGAAACUUUAUCAAAUUAUGGAUGUCCAACAAGCACUAAGCCAGCUGCUUAGUGAUGCUAUACGGCUUUCUCUUAGUUCUCCUGAAGUUGGCCGUUUCAUUGAGGAUCACUUCUCUGAGCCCCUGUUUGAUCGCAGGCAGGAUGACGCAGGGUUUCGGAAAUUGCAUCAGUCAUUUCAGGGAUUCCACCACAUUGGAGCUUCAGCUGAUGCGAAAUUACCUGCUCUUCCACACUCCAGGACUCAAAGCGGUAAUCCAAUGACUCUGUCCAUCCCGAAAUCUCCAAGCCGGCCAAUUUUCGAGGAUGGUAACACUACUGAGAGCGAUCGAGCAAGGAAAAGACCCCGACUCUCUAACCCAGAGGAGGAAACGCCCGUCACAGACCUCGUACAGACCGUUACAACCACUGUAUACCAUCUACUGUCUUCUCAUCCAACAACAGGUAUAGAUGGGCUAAGUCAAAUCGUUUUAAAUGCUCUACCGAAGCUAUCAGAGGAGGACCAAUGUGAGGUUUUAACUAUGAUUGGGAGGAUUGCCUGUGCUGGUGCGGGAAGUUUGGUGAUGGAGCAGCCAAGCAAUGUUACUGGGCCUCAAUUCCGAUGUUUGAUUUGCGAUAGUAUUUCACCGAGACUCCCUAACAAUCGGCCUCAGGAGAGCUCACAUUUCAGCGAAAUAUGUAAAACUAUAACUGAAAUAAUUCCCGUUGUUCAAGGAUCUAGGAAGGCUCGAAUAGCCGCCAUGUUUGGGAUUAGGAAUAUUGUGAUGCAUGAUCCAAAAAACGAAAAUGUUGCACUACAUUCAUCCCCAUUGGGCGAAUGGUGUCUUCAAUCCCUCCGCAGCUCCCUCAGAGAGCUGAGGAUGGCUGCAGGACAAACUUUACCUGCCUUUCUACGAGCAAACCUGAGCUCAGAUAUUCGUCGGGCUAAUUUCGUAAUUGCGCUAGAAUAUUUACAAAAUGUUCUCGAAAAAGUUGAUAUGCCAAUUCAAGAAACCUCGAUCAUGGCUUUGGGUCGUUUAGCAGAGGUUUCUGGGGAUGAGGAAAUGAACAUCAUUCUUCUUCGUCUUUUCGAAUAUCUUGGUCAUCCAAAUCCAUUCAUUAGUGCUAUUGCUUAUACCGGGCUUUCAAAACUUGCCCAGCAUCUAGGAGUGACCCCGGGUGCCCUUUGUAGGCCAUUUUGGAGGACACUCUCUGUUGUGAUUGUAAAAAACAUCCACAGUCGACCACAAAUGGCGGAUCAGCUGUGCGACCUUCUUGGUAUGAAGGUAGAUAAUUUCUUGAGGCUGACCGAAGUUCACGUUUUGCCAUACCUUGUCUUGAUGAGAAAGUCCGACAUUAUAGCACGCAUCGGGGCCACAUAUGAUGAGAAACAAUCCCCUUACCAGCUUUGCACAAGAAAGAAUAAUUUAGCGUCGAUUCUCACCCUGCUGUUAACCCAGCCGACAAGCGAUCAUAAUGCGAUGGUUGUAUCAAUUUUUAACGAGAUGUCGCCCGAGUUUCAGGUCCACGAUUUAGCAGGAUGGGUUCGAGCGGAACCAAUUCUUAUUGCUUGCGAGCUUCUCAAAGGGUUGGGGGAUUCUACUAAUGCCGAAAGAUCCAAGUAUUACAAAGCGCUCAAGCUUCUUGCAUCCCUUACACCGCGAAAGCCAGAGCAAGGAAUUGAUUCUUUAAACAGAGAAGAGCUGGUCGCAAAUUUCAUUGAAGAACAUGUUUUAGGGAUCAUUACCGAGUUCGCCCACGUCGUUAACGAUUUUCAAAUCCGACAGCCUAUUGUAGAGAAGAAGAGGAAUAUAAUCGCUAUUGGAGAGAUGGUAAAGAUAGCGAAAGGUAAUAUUACCAUCGCUCUACCACAGAUUUGUGCUUGCUUGCGAUCAGCAUUAGAUAUACCGGAGCUUUGUGAUCAAGCUUUUGCGUCGUGGAGUAUCAUCAUGACUUCGCUCGAUGAGGUCGAGAUCGAACCCCUGAUCGACCAGACAUUUUCGAUCAUUAUCAAAAAUUGGGACACAUUCCAGCUAGAGAGCAGGGAACGGGCAUUUAGCCUUGUCGGUCACAUUUUGACUGAGCAUAAGGCUGUUGUGAAAAAUGCUUUCGAUACCAUGCCCUCGCUAUCAUCUAUCCCCUCCAUGGCGGAAUACGAGAAAGAGAUCCAGAAGCUUAAGGGGCGAAUGGACCUUCAAACCCGAUUCAAGACAUUCUGCCGACGAUGUCAAAAUGAGAACCAAGUAGUUGUUGAACAAGCACUGAAGGAGCUUGACCGAGAAUUGCUGGAAAACGAGGAAUUUAUUCACCGGGUCAUUACUAACGAACAGCUGGACGGUAUCGUGGCCCAGUUAACCCGUUCAUUAUUGGAUUGUAGCUCCAAAUUUAAUCCCACAUCUCCUACAAUAAUGAACCUCUCUGCACGGUGUCUGGGCCACAUUGGAUGCUUGGACCCCAAUCGAAUCGAAUUGGUUAAAGAAAAGAAGGAUAUCCUCGUUUUGUCGAACUUCGAUAGUGCGGAAGAAACUUUAGAUUUUAUAUUAUUUUUCCUCCAGCAUGUUUUGGUCGAGGCCUUCCUAUCAGCCUCGAAUACCAGAGCUCAGGGUUUCCUUGCAUACGCUAUGCAGGCGCUGCUGAAACUUUGCAAUCUGGAUUUGGUCAUUCAUCCCCGUUCGCAAGACAGCCAAGCAAAUGAGUAUUACCGACGGUGGCUUUCGUUGCCUGAAUAUGUGAGAAACACUUUGACACCGUUUCUAAGUUCAAAAUAUACUGUUACAAUUGGCGCCAUAAGCACAAGCUGUGAUUACCCUUUGUUUUCAUCGAAACUAAGCCAUCCUGAGUGGCUCCGAACUUUUACACUCGACAUGCUACAAAAAGGGAAAGGCGAAAAUGUGGUUAUAAUUUUCAGCGUCAGCAGCAGGAUCAUACGAAGUCAAGACAUAUCUAUCGCCGCAUUUCUUCUCCCCUUUGCAGCUCUGAAUCUGGCGCUCAGCGGUGAUCAGAAUCAAAGGGACGAUUUAAAGAAGGAGUUGCUAAAUGUCCUCCAGUACCCGCUUCCCGAAAAUAAUCAUCAAAUCAGAGAAAACAUAAUUUUGUGUAGUGAGAGCGUUUUUUCGGUUCUUGAUUACCUAUCUCGAUGGCUCCAUGGAAAGAAAAAAGAAUAUACUAGCCUUGCUGUUGCCAUCAAUCAUCGGUCAAACCGAGAUCCAGUGCUUAAUUCAUGGGCAUCUCAAAUAAAACUCGUUGAGGAGCUUCUCUCCUGUGUACCUGCUGAGAUCAUAUCGAAGCGGGCGGUCGAAUGCAAAUCCUUCUCAAGAGCACUUUUCCAUUGGGAGCAGUAUAUACAACAGCAACAACAACAGCAUCAGAAGGGUGACACAAAUGUCGCUAACCUUGAACCUCUUUAUCAAAGGCUGCAGGAAAUAUAUACGCAAAUCGACGAACCGGAUGGUAUAGAAGGUAUUUCCGCUUAUCUUCAUGUUCUUAAUAUUGACCAGCAGAUACUUGAGCACCGCAAAGCGGGCCGAUGGGUGGCGGCUCAAAGUUGGUAUGAGUUGCAGCUCAAAACAGACCCGACAAACGGAUAUGCCCAGGAAAAUUUAUUGACAUGCCUGAAGGAGUCAGGCCAACACGUUGGUCUUCUCAACCAAUUCGACACCCUCGAGUUGGCGAAGUCCACGCUACCGAAAAUGCUCCCCAUCGCUAUGGAAGCAUCAUGGUUGACCGGUAGAUGGGACAGAUUGGAUAAUUACGUGAGGAUAGCCUCUGAUCAAGCUGUUGGGGACUUUAAUGUUGCAAUAGGCUCAGCUCUUAGUAUGCUCCGUCAUGGGAAACUCGGAAAAUUCAAAGAUACAAUCACGAAGUUACGUCUUAACGUCGCGAAAGGAUUCACAUCAAAUUCAGUGGCAUCGUUCCAUGCAAGUCAUGAUAACGUCCUUAAACUCCAUGCUCUUGCCGAAAUCGAGCUACUCACGUCUCCAGCUCCCAAAACUCGAGAGGAUCGAAUCGCACUUUUUGAGACAUUGGACCGUCGAUUGGAUAUUCUUGGUGGAUGUAUCGCUGAUAAACAAUACCUUCUCGGGUUGAGGCGAGCAACAAUGGAAUUGACCUCUUCGUUUGAUUCUUCCGACCUUGCCUCACUUUGGCUGCGUGUCGCUCGUCUUGCUCGUAAAGCAAACUGCACGGAGCAGGCAUUCAAUGCCGUUCUUCAUGCUCAUGAGCUUGAUGAUACGUCAGCUACUAUUGAACACGCUAGGCUUUUGUGGAAAGAAGGUCACCAUAGAAAGGCAAUACAGACUUUAGAAGGUGCGAUUGCAGCAAAUGCAUUUACUGCUCAUGAUUACGCUCCGUCAGAAGAGACAUUUCUAUCAGUAGCCCCUGAUCGACAACAGAAGCAAAACAUGGUUACAGCUAGGGCACAUCUUUUGCUCGCAAAAUGGAUGGAUAGCGCUGGCCAAACACAGUCAGAAGUUAUCGUUCAAAGGUACAGGCAGGCUAUUAAAUUCCAUAGUCGGUGGGAGAAAGCACACUAUUACCUAGGGAGGCAUUACACGAAAAUCCUGGAUUCAGAAAAGUCAAAGCCUUUGGGUAAAGAAGCACAAAUAUACUUGAGUGGUGAGGCGUCAAAACUUGUUAUUGACAAUUUUCUUCGUUCACUCGCCCACGGCAACAAAUAUGUCUUCCAGACUCUACCCAAAGUUUUGACUUUAUGGUUGGAGCACGCUACUGCUGUGGACCAACCAUUCGAUCCUAAGAGGGGUGAUAAUGAGGAAUUUCAAAAAUACAGCAUGGCUCAGAGAAAAAAAUGCCUUGAUGACAUGCAUACGCAGUUGCGCAAAUACUUCAAUCGGAUACCUGCUGCAUUGCUUUUCACCAUCCUCCCGCAAGUAGUCGCUCGAAUUUGCCAUAGCAACUCAACCGUGUACAAUAUCCUCACUCAGAUUGUGGUAAAAACAGCAAAUUCAUUCCCACAGCAAGCCCUAUGGACUGUUCUUGCAGUGUUGAAGUCCUCGUCUAAAGAUAGGGCAUCUCGGGGCAUGUCGUGCCUUCAGAAGAUAACGGAGGCUACCAAAAAAAUGAAAACCGACAUGUCAGCUUCGGAGCUCCGGAGUAUCAUUAACCAAGGGCAGCGACUUUCGGAGGAAUUGUUGAAGUUGUGUAACACAUCCAUUGAAGAUAAGACUCCAAAGGUUAGCCUGGCAAGAACCCUUGGCUUCAACCACAGGACGGCACCCUGCAGACUUGUUAUACCGUUAGAAGCAACCUUGACUCCAGUAUUACCCACGAACCAUGAACCGUCCUUUUUGAAAUCAUUUCGAGCUUUCCCUCAUGACCCCAUUACCAUUGAAACCGUUCUCGACGAUGCUCUCGUUCUCAACUCGCUGCAGAAACCCCGUAAGAUCAGUAUCCGGGGCUCAGACGGAAACAUUUACAGCCUCCUAUGCAAGCCAAAAGAUGAUCUUCGCAAAGACCAGCGGUUGAUGGAGUUCAAUAGCAUGAUUAACCGAUUUUUGAAACGGGAUGUUGAGUCAAGCAAGAGACGUCUAUACAUCAAAACUUAUGCGGUAACUCCGUUAAACGAAGAAUGUGGGCUUAUUGAAUGGGUUGACAACCUAAGGACUUUGAGAGAGCUCGUGACCAGGCUUCUCAAGGAAAGGGGGAUUACUCCGAACUACAAGGAAAUCGGGCACUAUCUGAAUGAAGCAUGUACGGAUCCAUCAAAGCUUCAUCUUUUCACCAACAAAAUCCUAGCAGCUUAUCCUCCGGUUCUACAUGAAUGGUUUGUUGAAAUGUUCCCCGAGCCUGGUGCAUGGUUCACUGCACGUUUGAAAUACACUAGGAGCAGCGCUGUGAUGUCCAUGGUCGGCUAUUGCUUGGGUCUCGGAGACAGGCAUGGCGAGAAUAUACUCUUCGAGGAGAAUAGCGGCGGGGUACUCCAUGUUGAUUUUAACUGUCUUUUUGACAAGGGAUUGACAUUCGAUAAACCCGAAUUGGUUCCAUUCCGGUUGACGCAAAAUAUGAUCAACGCAUUCGGAGCAUAUGGAUAUAAUGGACCAUUCCGAAAGACCUGCGAGCUCACACUUGGCUUGUUACGACAAAACGAGGAUUCGCUCAUGACCAUCCUGGAGACCUUCCUACACGAUCCCACAACAGACUUUAUUGGCAGAAAGAAACGAACAAACCCGAAAGUCCCAGAUACACCCGAAGGGGUCCUCGAGUCUGUACGAAACAAACUGCGAGGCUUGCUGCCUGGCGAAUCCGUUCCGCUAUCUGUAGGUGGCCAUGUGGAGGAGCUGAUCAUUCAAGCCACAAGUAUAAAGCAUCUGGCUGCUAUGUACAUCGGGUGGUGCGCUUUCUUCUGA
Messenger RNA from Histoplasma capsulatum G186AR, 7572 nucleotides. RefSeq lists its product as uncharacterized. Lineage: Eukaryota; Fungi; Ascomycota; Eurotiomycetes; Onygenales; Ajellomycetaceae. The coding region runs from base 175 to 7572 and encodes 2465 amino acids. The transcript has 26 exons. Gene Ontology annotation, biological process: protein phosphorylation; telomere maintenance; DNA damage checkpoint signaling. Gene Ontology annotation, molecular function: protein serine/threonine kinase activity; protein binding. Gene Ontology annotation, cellular component: nucleus. The record is from RefSeq and is a predicted model, not a curated record.